UCCGGUCUUUCCGAGGCGCGGAGCUGGAGGUAGAGCAGUCUCCGGCUCAUGGUCCUCCGAGGCCGGCGGACGCAGUCAGGGCCCUCUCCUGCAAUCCCAAGUAACCGGAGCGGGUAGAGACCUUUAAAUCUGUCAUGUUCGGGAAAGUGAUUCUCAAACGUGUCUAUGGGUGAAGAAUUUCUCGGGGGGGGAGGAUAUUAACAAUUCAGAUUUCUUGGCCCACCCUGACACUGGCGCACUGAAUUUCGCAUGGCUUGAGGGUUUGUAUUUUAGUAAGCUUCCGGGGAAUUCUGACUCAGCCCGCCGGUCACACCCGUUUGGAUAUUAUUUUCCACAAAUCGAUUUAGCACCCCCGUCCCCCACCCAAUCCCAGGGACCUUUGGCGAUUCGGGGCUCGCCGGAUGGUCCCGCCUCUCGUUUCAAAUCGGCCCUUCGCUCAUCCCGUCCCUGCAGGCAAUUCUCUUCCGGUUGGUCGGCGGCGAAUCUGUGGCGAGACCUGACCCAAUGGGCGUUAUAGUUCGCAGAACGUGACCCUCAAGUUGAUUCCGAGCUGGCGCCGUUGGCUGUGGGUGCCUAACUCGCGCGCCGAAAUUUCUGACGUGGGAGCUGAGAGCUCAGUCCUAAGUGCGACGAAACGAAAAGCGUGGCGCUCAGGUCCUGCCAUAGGUCCUGGGGAGGGCUGGACAAGGUGCCGGUGUGAUGGCGCCCGGGACCGACUGAGACCUAGGCGCCGGAAGCGGCUGCAGCCGGGCUGAAGCUGAGCUUUUCGCCCGGGACUUGAAGCUCCAGGUUCCCUGGCUCUUGCUGAGGCCGACCAUCCCUGUACGGGGCCGGGAACGGGCGCGCCUUCCCGGGCGGGUGCAGCUGUUUUCGGGGGGUAAGGUACUCUGGGAGCCUGACAAUGGCGUCGGGCCCGGGCUCCCAAGACCGGGAAGGGCUCCUGGUAGUGAAAUUGGAAGAGGACUGCGCCUGGAGCCAGGAGCUGCUCCCGCCAGACCCAGGGCCUAUCCCGGAGGCUUCCCACCUGCGCUUCAGAGGGUUUCGCUUCCAAGAGGCCGCUGGCCCCCGGGAAGCCUUCAGUCGGCUCCAGGAGCUUUGCCAUGGGUGGCUGCGGCCUGAGAUGCGUACCAAGGAGCAGAUCUUGGAGCUGCUGGUGCUGGAGCAGUUUCUAACCAUCCUGCCCCAGGAAAUCCAAAGCAGGGUGCAGGAGCUACGUCCGCAGAGCGGUGAGGAAGCAGUGACCCUUGUGGAAGAUAUGCAGAGAGAGCUUGGAAGACUGAGGCAAAAGGUCACAAACCAUGGGCGGGGAACAGAAGUGCUUUUGGAGGAGCCUUUGCCUCUGGAAACAGCACGAGAGUCACCGAGCUUCAAGCUGGAGCCAAUGGAGAUUGAGCGAAGCCCUGUCCCCAGGCUACAGGAGCUGCUAGGCCCCAGUCCUAAAAGGGACCCCCAGGCUGUAAAGGAGAGGGGAAACAUGGAAGACAAGGAGAUGACUGGGCCCCAGUUGCCUGAAAGCUUAGAGGACGUGGCUAUGUACAUCUCCCAGGAGGAGUGGGGGCAUCAGGAUCCUAGUAAGAGGGCCCUCUCCAGGGACACGGUGCAGGAGAGUUAUGAGAAUGUGGACUCAUUGGAGCCUCAGGUUCCCAGUCAGGAGCCCCUGAGCACCCAGGUGGAACAAGGAGGAAAACCAUGGGAUCCUAGUGUCCAGAGUUGCAAGGAGUGCCUGAGCCCCAGAAACCAAGCUCCAGGUAAAGAGAAAUUUGAGCACCAAGAAGAAAGUGCUUUGUCCGUUUCCCCUGAGAGCAUCCAUCCACAGGCACUGCUGCCUGGCCAGGCCGUAGGGAAGGUGCCCUGGAGUCCUGAGCAGGGAUGGCCUGGGGACAGGGCAGAAAGGCAUUGGGAGCCUCCCCCAGAGGAUCGGAUGGAGCAGUCUGUAUUAGGGGCCGCAAGUUGCAGAGAAAUGGGGCCACCAAAGCAACUGCAGCUGAAGAGGCUCCAUUUAUGUCCCUUGUGUGGCAAAAAUUUCUCUAACAACUCAAAUCUAAUUAGGCAUCAGAGAAUACAUGCAGCAGAAAGACUGUGUAUGGGUGUGGAGUGCAGUGAAAUCUUUGGUGGCAACCCACACUUCUUGUCACUACACAAAGCACACUUGGGAGAGGAGGCCCAUAAAUGCCUUGUGUGUGGAAAAAGCUUCAGUCAGAAUACCCACCUGAUUCGCCAUCAGCGCACCCACACAGGUGAGAAGCCCUAUCAAUGUAAAGUAUGUGGAAAAAGCUUCUCUUGCAACUCCAACCUCCACAGACACCAGAGAACACACACUGGUGAAAAGCCCUACAAGUGCCCUGAGUGUGGGGAGAUCUUUGCUCAUAGUUCCAACCUCCUUAGGCACAAGAGGAUUCACACAGGAGAGAAACCCUAUAAGUGUGCUGAGUGUGGGAAAAGUUUCUCUCGCAGUUCUCACCUUGUCAUACAUGAAAGAACUCAUGAAAAAGAAAGGCUUUACCCCUUCUCCGAGUGUGGGGAAGCAAUGAGUGACAGCACCCCCUUUCUUACAAAUGGAACCCACAAGGCAGAGAAGAAACUCUUUGAAUGUUUGACUUGUGGGAAAAGCUUCCGGCAGGGCAUGCACCUCACCAGACAUCAGAGAACGCACACAGGAGAAAAACCAUAUAAGUGUACUCUUUGUGGGGAAAACUUUUCUCAUAGAUCCAACUUAAUCAGGCACCAGAGAAUUCACACAGGAGAGAAACCCUAUACCUGUCAUGAGUGUGGAGAUCGUUUCUCUCACAGCUCCAAUCGGAUUCGUCAUCUGAGAACCCAUACAGGAGAGAGACCCUAUAAAUGUUCCGAAUGUGGAGAAAGCUUUUCUCGGAGUUCACGCCUUAUGAGUCAUCAGAGAACUCACACUGGAUAGAAAGAAUGGGAUUUCAUUUUGCCCCAGAUAAGGUGCUAUUCAGAGGGUCCUGUUGUUGAGAGCUAGUAUUCCUUGCCAGCUCACCAAAUCAUGUGUUUUUUUUUUUUUUUUUUUUUUUUUUUUUUUUUUUUUUUUUUUUUUUUUUUUUUUUUUUUUUUUUUAAGUAAUUACUAUAAAGAGUAAUGGGUGGGAGUGUGUGGGGGUCAUUGCAAAGGAGGUGCAGAGGCAGCAAAGGAUUAGCAUAAAAAAAAAAGAAUUCUUUUUGAACUAGUGAGGAUGGCAAGUUUUUGAGUUAACCUGCUUAGGGCAGAAUUCUCUAUGAAGUCUCCUCUGUCUCAGGGUGCACCUACCUCCUUGGUAUGUUUAACAAAAUUGUAAUUUGGAUGCCUUACUGCGUCCAGUAUCUUUCCCAGCAACCUUGGGAAUCCAUUUGAUUUUCCGUUACUGCUUCCUUACUUAGGACAUUCAGGAGCAUUUGAACUCCUGAGGCCCUUGAGGCCAAAGAAGAGACUGAGUCUCCUGGGAAACCAGAAUUAGGGCAAGGAAAGACUAGUGGUGGGUUGUAGCUCUCCUGAAGGCCCUGAUAGGGAAGCCUCCACAGUGCCCCUCAGUGGCCUGACAGGAGGGCCCAUUGGUAGGCCAUGCAUAUAAAUGUUGCCUCAGACAAAAAGGACCCAGAGACCUAAGGGAAAUAGUAAGAUGGAAUUUUUAUGUCAGCCUAGGAAAUCGCAGAGGGAACCAGAGUCUGAAUUAGUCUUAUCUUUUGCGGAGAUCAAGACUUCCCCAACCUCUGUCAGAGAAGGAUAAAUAGCUCUGGAGUCCUCAGGGAGUUCCAUGUUAGAUGGGUUCCCUGGGAGACUUUGAAAAUGUGGAUCUUAAGGAAAUUAGGAAUCAUGCCUUUCCCUGUUGGAAAUAUGUUUGGAUAGUAAUAAAUAUCUUAAGGAAA
Messenger RNA from Pteropus alecto (black flying fox), 3860 nucleotides. It is a transcript of the gene ZNF263, whose product is annotated as zinc finger protein 263. NCBI's taxonomy places the organism in Eukaryota, Metazoa, Chordata, Mammalia, Chiroptera, Pteropodidae. The transcript has 6 exons. Gene Ontology annotation, biological process: regulation of transcription by RNA polymerase II. Bases 902 to 2914 code for a protein of 670 amino acids. Gene Ontology annotation, molecular function: RNA polymerase II cis-regulatory region sequence-specific DNA binding; DNA-binding transcription factor activity, RNA polymerase II-specific. The record is from RefSeq and is a predicted model, not a curated record.